This is a messenger RNA of Aspergillus uvarum CBS 121591, 617 nucleotides long. RefSeq lists its product as uncharacterized. The record is from RefSeq and is a predicted model, not a curated record. Bases 270 to 617 code for a protein of 115 amino acids. The transcript has 4 exons. Lineage: Eukaryota; Fungi; Ascomycota; Eurotiomycetes; Eurotiales; Aspergillaceae.
CGACUGACUUCAGCGAAUAAUGGAGUCAUUCUCUGGCUGGACCGACGUCGACGUAGAUACCUUUUACCCUUUACCCGAGGCAGAACAAUUUGCUGUUUAAAAAGCUCCCCCCUCCAUCCCUCCUGCAUUGUUUCCAGGUUCGCUGUUACUGUACUACAUCUACUUUUCCAUCCACUGAGAUAGCUUCUAUUACUACCUAUCCAUAUCAUCCUUUUACUGAGAUUAUCGAUUGAACAAAGAGCAAUUCUUAAAUCAACAUCAUCAUCAUCAUGUCUUUCCUCACCACCGUCCGCACAACCCUUGCCCCUCGUCUGGCCACCCCCCUCCGCCCCGCCAUGACCUCCGCUCUGCACACCUCCGCCCCCCGCGCUGGCCUCAACGAGAGCGAUCGCAACCGCGACGACCUCGACAAGAUCUACGAAGAGCACAAGAACGACCAACUCAAGCACAGCAAGCAGGGCACCGCCAAGUGGAAGCAGGAGCUGGCCAGUAACAGUGAAGCGUCGGUCAAGGCUGAUCGGGGUGACAUCGACAGCGAUGACAAGGACUUUGCAACGCUGCAGGAGCGCACGAAAGGUCUGCCUAACCGGGAGGGGAACGUGAAUAAGACUCAAUAG